AUGGCUGCAGUAGGCGAACCUGCCUCUACCAUCGAUGGCCCGGGUGGUCUAGGUGGCCCUAGAGAGAACGACCUCCCUCCGGUACCUCCAGCCGCUGGUCAAAACGGCGGCGACCUUGACGCUGCACACAAACAGAGCAUUCGACAAGUUCUUUCCUCCGAGAUCGGAAUAACCACCCUGCUCAACCGCCUGAAACAAAGCAUAAGUUCUACAAGAGAUUUCGCUGCUUUUCUCAAAGAACGAGCCAUCCUCGAAGAGAAGCACGCCAAUGGUCUGAAGCGCCUGGCUCAGAAUUCACACAAUUCGAUAACGAGGCCUGAGAGUCGACAGGGGUCAUUCGCACAAGGCUAUCAAGAGAUUGCGAGGUCACAUGAAAGGGUUGCGGAUCACGGCCUUACCUUCUCAACCACUCUCUAUUCAAUGACAGAUGAACUACACGAGCUGGCCACUAGCUCAGAGAAGGGUCGGAAGCAUUGGAAACAAACGGGGUUGAAUGCUGAGAAGCGCGUGCAGGAUGCUCAAUUCGCCAUGGAAAAGGCCAAGGCCAAGUACAACUCGCUGGCAGAACAAUAUGAUAGAGUAAGGACUGGUGAGCGAGCUGGUGGAAAAUUUGGCCUGAAGAAGUCCGCUGCUCAGGAAGAGGAAAAUCUGCACCGCAAACUGGAAGCUGCUGAUGGCGAUUAUUCCUUCAAAGUCCAAGCCGCUCAAACGGCUCAACAAGAGCUGCUGACUACCUUGAGACCACAGGCCGUCAAUGCUCUACAAGAGCUCAUCUUUGAAAUUGAUGCUGGCCUUGGUGUCCAUGUCCAGAAAUUCGCUGCUCAAAGUGAAAAGCUUCUGCUGGGAUAUGGGCUCAGUAUUACUCCAAUGAAGGGGCCCAACCCAUCAGGUGGUCCUCCAACCAAAAGUUUGCGAGAACUGGCCUCGAGCAUCAAUAACGACAGGGAUUUCGCCGAUUAUAUCUUGAGCGUUUCAAACAAGGCCUUACCAAGACCAAACGAGAUCAAAUAUGAGCAGCACCCAACGUUGGGACCCAAACAACAGACCCAAAAUCAGUAUACGCAGAACUACGACGACGAUUCUUAUUACCCCACAGCUCAUAAUAGGCAAGUUUCCAGUGUGACAUCGUAUCAGGAUUCCUCCUAUGAAGAUUCCGGCUACGGAUAUCCCGGGUCUGGUCCACAGUCACAGUAUCAGCAAGGGAAUCAGGGGUCACGAUCUACUCAGCCACCCCAAUCACAACAACCGCAACAGCGACAAGCUUCGGUGGACUAUCCAUCUGCGCCAUCAACCGCACCAAGCCAGCCGGGUUCUGGAGCACCACCACCAACCGAUGGGAGUACUUCUGAUAGAUUUGCUGGCCAGACCUCGGGUGUGAUAUCUUCUGUUGUCCCUGGCGGUGGUCCGACAUCGAUUCCCGGCCAAAAUGAUCAGACUGACCAGUCAUCAUAUGGUUCUUCUCUUGGACAGGCCAAUGCACCCACCGGUAGCGCGGGGCCGGCACCAGGUGCUGGAGCCAGACCUCCAGGUGCAAUGCGACAGCCUAGCAGUGAAUCACGACCCGGGGGUGCAGGACCAGCACCAGGCCCCGCUGGCAGAGGCACUGGACCACCUCCAGGAUCACAGAAUACAGGUGGUCCCGGUGCGGGACCUCGACCAACAGGGCCGCCACAAGGAGCUGGACGUGGUGCACCAGGGGCUGGAAGAGGGGCACCUCCAGGAGCCGGGAGAGGGACACCUUCGGGACCUGGAAGGGGAGCACCUCCUGGGGCCGGUAGAGGUGCAUCAGGCGGGCCACUAGGAGCUGGAAGAGGAGCACCGCCAGGCGCGGGUCGGGGAGGUCCUGGAUCUGGUCCUCCUUCUGGAGCAGGCGCUCGAUCAGCGGGCGCUGAGACUUCGGGUGCUGGGAGGGGAGCUCCAACAUCUAGACCAUCACAAGGCCCAUCACAGCCACCGCCUAAUGGGGCACCACGCUCACAAGGCGGUCCCGGCCCAGGACCCCAAAAUGUAGCUGCCAGACCACCCGGACCUGGUGCAGGUGGACCAGGCGCGGCGAGAGGAUCAUCCCCACCGAAAACUUCAUUACCACCUCUGAAGCCUGUCUUUGGAGUGUCCCUGGAUGAUCUCUUUCAACGAGAAGGUUCGGCAGUCCCGACCAUCGUCUAUCAGUGUAUACAAGCUGUUGAUUUGUAUGGACUUGACACUGAGGGUAUAUAUCGAACAUCGGGAUCCGCACAUCAUAUCAUGGAACUCAGACAACAGUUUGAUCAUGAUUCUGCACUUGUCGAUUUCCGCAAUGCAUCUACUUUUCAUGACGACAUCGCCUCGGUAACGACAUUACUGAAACACUUCUUACGGGAUUUGCCAGAGCCUUUACUGACCACCGAGUCAUAUCAUGGAUAUGUCCAAGCCGCCAAGCUCGAAGACGAGAUUGUACGACGAGAUUCCAUUCAUGCGCUUGUAAAUGCUUUACCAGACCCUAAUUACGCCACUCUUCGGGUUCUCGCCCUUCAUCUCCACCGUAUUGCACAGCGCAGUGACAGGAAUAAGAUGACAAUCAGUAACUUGGCCAUCGUCUUUGCACCAACAUUGAUGGGCCAACAAGGAACCACUAAUGGCCAAUCAAAUGGAAUGACGGCAGAUAUUGCGGAUGCUGGAUGGCAGGCAAAGGUGGUGGAAACAAUAUUGACUAAUACUCUCCAGAUUUUUGAUGAUGACGAAUGA
Molecule: messenger RNA, 2724 nt
Organism: Exophiala aquamarina CBS 119918
Lineage: Eukaryota; Fungi; Ascomycota; Eurotiomycetes; Chaetothyriales; Herpotrichiellaceae
Exons: 4
Coding region: 1-2724 (907 amino acids)
Biological process (GO): regulation of GTPase activity; signal transduction
Cellular component (GO): cytoplasm
Source: RefSeq, a predicted model, not a curated record